Messenger RNA from Schizosaccharomyces octosporus yFS286, 1509 nucleotides. RefSeq names its product aldehyde dehydrogenase Meu8. The transcript has a single exon. The coding region runs from base 1 to 1509 and encodes 502 amino acids. Lineage: Eukaryota; Fungi; Ascomycota; Schizosaccharomycetes; Schizosaccharomycetales; Schizosaccharomycetaceae. Gene Ontology annotation, molecular function: aldehyde dehydrogenase (NAD+) activity. The record is from RefSeq and is a predicted model, not a curated record.
AUGCAAGCAAACAUCACAAGUCGUCAAAACGAAUUGAUUGCUGCUCGCAGAGUUCCUGACAAUUGCAUCUUUGUGGGUGGACAGUGCGUAAAGCCGGAAGGAGCCGAUGCAAAUGCAAUUCCUUUAAUAAACCCAGCUACUGAAGAAGUGAUUGGAACAUGCGCAAAUGCUUCUGCUGAAGACGUCAACAAGGCCGUGGAAAACGCUCAUGAGGCAUUUGAGUCUGGCGUCUGGUCGAAGCGUAACGGUAAUGAACGUGGAGCCGUUCUUCGUAAGAUUGGUCAACUUAUGCGUGAAAACCGUGAUUUGCUCGCUGGAUUAGAUGUUUUAAAUUGUGGUAAACCUACCUCUUAUGCCCUUUUUGAUGUAGACUCUUCUGCCGAUUUGCUCGAUUAUUAUGCUGAAAUUGCUGAAAAUGAUGAGGUUACUAGAGUUGUUCCUUUGACAAAUGCUCCUGGUUACGUCGGUAAAGAAAAGCGUUUCCCUCGAGGUGUUGUUGGUGUCAUUACCCCUUGGAACUUCCCAUUGAAGAUGGCCCUUUGGAAAUCCAUUCCUGCCUUGGCAUCCGGUAACACCGUCGUUCUAAAGCCUUCUGAAGUUGCUCCUUGGUCUUGCCUCGAAUUCGCCCUCUUGUGUAAGGAGGGUGGUUUGCCAGAUGGAGUCUUCAACGUUGUCAUUGGUUCCGGUAAGGAUACUGGUGUCGCUCUUAGUCAUCACGACAAGAUUUCCUAUCUCGCAUUCACGGGUUCAUUGUUCACAGGCAAGAAAAUCAUGCAUGCCGCUUCCGACCACGUCAUUCCCGUUACUCUUGAAUUGGGUGGUAAAUCGCCUUUGAUUGUCUGUAAAGACGCCGAUCUUUCUCUUGCCUGUAAGUCUGCUGCUUUUGGUAUUUUCUUCAAUCAAGGUGAAGCUUGCACAGCUGCUUCCCGUCUACUCAUUGAGGAAGAUGUGUAUGAGGAGGUGCUCAAGGGCGUGAUUGAAGAAGCAAAGAAAAUUGUUUCCGGAAACGGUUUGCAGGAGAAUGUUAAUAUGGGUCCUUUAGUAAGCAAGCCCCAGUACGAAAAGGUGCUUCAGUUAAUCCAAACUGGUUUCGACGAAGGUUUGAACUGUGUUUUCGGUGGAUUGCCUAAAGAAACUGGAAAGGGUUACUUUGUUCCUCCCACCAUUUUUACCAAUGCCGAAACUACCAACACUUUAUGGAAAGAAGAAGUUUUUGGCCCCGUAUUGAUUACCAAGACUUUCCGUACAAAAGAAGAAGCUCUUGCCUUGGCCAAUGCUACUGAAUAUGGUCUUGGCUCCGGCGUGUUCUCUACGAAUCGUGAUACCCUCGACUACUUCGCAGACAACAUUGAGGCCGGUAUGUGUUCUCUAAACACCUAUCACUUUUCUAGCCAUGAGCUUCCAUGGAUCGGCUGGAAGCAUUCCGGUUUGGGUAUUGGUUUAGCUACUCAUGGCUAUUAUGAAUAUACUCGUUUGAAGCAAGUUGCUGAGUAUGUUGGUACUGCUUAG